AUGAGGCGGAAGAAAGAGUUGUCACUUACCGCUCGAGACAUAGAGGUCUAUAAUGAUGCUAUAGAUCAAUUGAAAUCGAUAAAUAUACAAGUCAAGUCGCCUGGUGAAUAUGUAGCCUCAAGAUUAGAAUCUGUGGCAUUAGAUGAUAUACGAAGAGAGCUGAAAGCAUUAUUGGCGUCAUGUCAAUCCAACGCUUCCGGCCUUCUGAUGUCACUCUUUGCAUCAGCGGUUCCCUUCAAUGAAACUCUCGAGUCUACUAUACAGACCAUUGUGCCUUUUAAGGAGGUGCUUGAAAGCUCUCUGCGUGACCUUGAUACUAAGAGGGGCAUUGUUAAGCAGACAAAAUGUCAUGUUAAAUUGCACAUGUGCAGAUAUGUGAUGGUGGUAUACGCAAAACUGGCGUUGACAUCACAUCUGGAUGCCGUCAAGCAUCUGAACAAUAUCGCAGAAGAGAUUAUCGAUAGUUUCGAGGUCGAUGGCAACCCCGUGAAGACUGAUGCCGUACAGCGUGCCAUUGGCGUGAUUGAAGACAUUAUUAAACGUAUUGAAAGUGGUGAUGACAUAUUACAGUCACAUAACUCAAAGUAUAAUCUAGCUACUAAUUGGGCGCUGUUUGAAAUAAUCCCCAAGGAGAUCAAUGGGAUACAUGGUCUUCUGAAGCUGUGUAAGCAUUGUGAAACUGAGGUCACGAGAUACCUACAACACUAUUCAAAAAUGUUAAAGGAAACGGAUAAUUCACGCUACAAGAGCCUGUCCAAUGUCUUUACGGAGCAUCGGCGCACUAAUGUUGAAAGGGUCCUAGAGAUGGAGGGUAUAAUUGACUGGUCUGAGUUGGCGCAGUUUCGGAUGAAGUAUGAUCUGCAUGUUGCUGAGGACAAUGUUACUACUUUGCAGAUGCGGCUUGAAAAGCUUACAGUUGUCUGUGCGGAGAAUGCCAUGACUAUGCUUUUCAACUUAUACAGUGAACGUGAGAGGUUAUUUACUGAUGACAAGGAGGUGUCCACUGAUGUUGGUAGAUUAUCCCGUGAUAUAAAUACCUAUGUCUCUGGUCUAAGUUCUCUCAUAAAGGGUGCUGAGCAUUUGUGGCGCAGUAACAAUGAUAUCUCUUUUGUGGUCAAAUUCAGGGAUAUAUUCGUUAAGCCUAUAAUGGACCUUUGUUUGCGCACUUUGAUCCAACGGGGUAGUGGGUAUGCCGCUCUGAGCCCGCAGGAAGAGGCGCAUAGGUUCAGUUACUUUGUUGACAAGUCUAUCAAGCUGCUACUUCAUCCUAAACAUAGUAUUACUAUGCAAUUUUUGAAUGAUAUCUCAAGGUUGUGUGGUAAUGAUACAUUCAAGGUUGUUUGUGUAUUCGACGCCAUAGCGGCCGAACUGCUUGUGAAUAUAGAAAAGCGAUUUUCUGCCAUAUACUUCCCGAUCUAUCUAGACCGUUUUAUGCGUAACUUAAAGGCAUACGAGCGUCUUUUGGAACAUAUCGAGAUGGCAUCGGGUAGUUACCAUCACUAUUUGAAAUGGCGUGGUUCCACGUCGGUCAGUAAUAUAUCUCGUUGUUUCAGUAUUGGCGUUGUCUGCGAUAAUUUCAUAGAGUGCACUACUCGUGAACUUAUAGACAGUAUAUCGUCUUCCAGGGGCGUCGGUGCUAAGUUGGUACAGUGUCAAGGCCAAACAUUCUACUUGCCACCCUCUAUGGUCCUGUAUCGCCAGCUUAUGGCGUUAUUUAGCCACGAGGAUUUCUUCUAUCACCUGAUGCCGCAGUACCUCAUGGGAGCAUCUGAUAUGAUGAACGAAUAUGUGGGUUACGUUCGUAAGCGUGUGUCUAACAUAGAGAGUGCCUAUGUUAGUGAUACUAGUGAUGGUGGCAAGGCAUCGGAGGCGGCUACUGAUGCAGCGUAUGUGUUACAUGAUUUGGAUACCAUAGAGAGUGGUAUUAAGACUGGUAACAGUAGUUUUUUGGUGAUUGGCAUUUCGGAAUCUAGUUUGGAUUCUCAUGAUUGUGAUCACCUGGCUUAUUUGAUGGGCCAUGAUGUCACUUCUGAUAGUUCUGAGGCAGGGCUGUCUACCCCGCUGAGUGAAUCCAGCGGUAGUACAGGUAGUGGCAUGACUACAUCUACGAAUAUCAGCGAUCAGCAAAACGCUGGUUACACCUCAUCGAGUAGCGACGACGGUGGUAGCAACGGGUCAUCGAAAGAUGGAUCUAUGGACCAUGUUGGUUACAUGGUGUGUUUGAAAAGCAAGGUAGACGGCGAGGUGGUUAACCUCGCCGUCAAAAGGUUGGAGUAUCCGUUACAUAUCGCAUUUAAACGGCUAUUACAUGUGUUUUUAACAAUUGAUCGAGAUAGUUCUGUUGCACCAGCGCAGCGAGCUAUAUCGAUUUUAUCAGAGCUUUGGGUCGGCGUGGACUCUCCUGUGGAUAUCGCAUGUCUCUCAUCAGAGGAGUUGUCCGACGUCCGUCAUCUGGUAUCGUUCACUAAGAAGAGUGUAGAGCUGCUUUACAAUUUCUUUAACGCUGCUCAUGAGCAGAUUGAUGUUAUCAAGUAUACCCUUGAGAAUUUUAUUAUCCAGAAUUUGGUCUCCGGUGCUCGCUGUAGUUUACAAUUUUUGCAAUCUUUGCCAUCUAAAUUCAGGACUGGGAACAAGCAAGAUGUUAGUAAGCCUAGCAAUUAUGUGAAGUAUAUGUUAGUCCCGCUCCUUUCUUUCAAGGAGUUCACUGCGUCAUCUCUGCCGCCGGAGCUAUCGCUGAAGAUCAUGACCCAAACUGUUGCUAGGUUAUCUAUGGAAUACCGGGAGCAUCUGGUGAAGCUCGUGGGAAAUGUCCUAAACCUGAACCGUUCUCUUAGCAAUGCUAAGGGCAAGAACGAUGACGGUGCUAGGUACCUCAUCGCGGAUAUAGAGCUGGUCAGGGCACAGCUGAACACCGAUAUACAGGAAUACCUCGACCAGUGUGAAUUCAGGCUGGGUGUCCCCAAGGGGCAGUGCGAGGAUCUGAACCUACUGGUUCACUGCGUGGACGAGUUGUUAGAAACUACAUAG
This is a messenger RNA of Babesia sp. Xinjiang, 3027 nucleotides long. RefSeq lists its product as uncharacterized. Gene Ontology annotation, biological process: Golgi organization; protein transport; intra-Golgi vesicle-mediated transport. The coding region runs from base 1 to 3027 and encodes 1008 amino acids. The record is from RefSeq and is a predicted model, not a curated record. The transcript has a single exon. Lineage: Eukaryota; Apicomplexa; Aconoidasida; Piroplasmida; Babesiidae. Gene Ontology annotation, cellular component: membrane; COG complex.